UUAUGCUUAGUGCUUUAUGAUUCUCAUGGUACAUUAUCAGGUUCUUGCUGGUAUGGGACCACAGUCACAAAAUGGUGUGCAUGUCCCUGCUGCAUUCAGAAAUUUCACAAUGUCUCAGAAGGAAAAAACUUUGGAUGAGCUGGUGCAGGACAAGUGGCUUUGUUACACAGAAGAUGGUAAAAUAGGACUUGGUGUCAGGUCUUGCCUUGAUUUGCGGAGUUGGUUCCGCAAUCUGGAUGUUCCUUCCUGUGAAGUGUGCAAUGAAGCUGUACUGAAGGGAGAAUUGUGCCAAAGCGAAGGUUGCGUGACUCGAAUUCAUCACUACUGCCUAAAGAAGAAAUUUUCUCAAAAAAGGGGCGAAGUAGUUUGUCCAAGUUGUGGCAAGCAGUGGCAGUUUGAAGCACCUAAAGAAGAACCCUUAGAGGGGGAGGUGAAUGGGUUAAGUGAGAGUGCAGCAUCUAAGAGAAAGAGGCUUAGAAGUGCAGAUGGUGGUGGUAGUAGUUCUUCUCAAGCUUCCAUACGUAGCUCUGAUACAAGAAGAGUGACUCGAAGUUCUCGUCAAAUGUAAAUGCUCUUAUUACUGAGUAUAAG
Messenger RNA from Pistacia vera, 591 nucleotides. RefSeq names its product non-structural maintenance of chromosomes element 1 homolog. The record is from RefSeq and is a predicted model, not a curated record. NCBI's taxonomy places the organism in Eukaryota, Viridiplantae, Streptophyta, Magnoliopsida, Sapindales, Anacardiaceae. Gene Ontology annotation, cellular component: nucleus; Smc5-Smc6 complex. Gene Ontology annotation, biological process: double-strand break repair via homologous recombination; DNA damage tolerance. The coding region runs from base 17 to 568 and encodes 183 amino acids. The transcript has 3 exons. Gene Ontology annotation, molecular function: ubiquitin-protein transferase activity.